UGUGUCAUCAUCAUGGAAUGAACAGCUUUUUACAUCAAACUGACACAUUGCAUUGUUAAACAUAUAUUAUGCAAAGAAAUAAUAUUAUUUCAGAAAAGUGUACUAGAUCCUAUGGUCGUAAAGGUAAAACUUUUGACCUGUUUUACAGUAACACUCAAGUCUCAACUUUCUCAGCAUAAUAAUAACAGCAGUCACAAAUCCACUACAUAUUUAUUAUUAUUGAAUGAGAUGCUCAAUCUGAGAAUAUUGAAAUUGUUCACAGCUCACUAAUAUUCACACAGCGUAAAUAAGAAUAUAAUAAAAAUUCACACGAAUUUAUGAUCUUACGUUUGUGAGCGUUUUAAAUAUCAAGCCAUCUUCCAACAAAAAACCUAGAUCUUCAAGUUUUAGAAAUAUCUAUCCUUCAAAAUUGAUUUCGGUCGGAUUGUAUUAUUUGAAGAACUUGGGAACUUGAAAACUGAAAGCUUGACUUAAUCAAUUACACAUGAAUCAUGUGACAUGAUUUGAAGAUAUAUAUCAGAAAUCAGAAUUCAGAAGUUGGAUAGUUUCAUUCGCAUUUUCAGAUCCGUCCCACCGGAAGCCGCUGCUGUGGCUGAGCCGAACUUUUGCCAUUAUUUAUUAAGAAGAGAAUUCGCGAAUUCCACGUAAUCCAUCCAGAAAAAAAGCUAGUAGUGUUGGGCUGGUUGGUUGAGCUGCUUUCUCCGAUGGAGUCAUGCUCCCUCAGCAACACACCACUUUCUCCACACAAACUUCCAGCAGCUGCAUAAUCAACUCUGCUCUCACCGACACGACUUGUUCUUCUUAUCCACCAGCGACAACAACUGUGACAUCACCACCACCACUACCUUAUCGCAAGCCCAUGUCAGCUGUUCAAACCACAAUCAAUUCCGUCGACUCUUUGCAAAAUUUUCAUGACCAAUACGGCAAAAGUGCUCCCGUGAAUGGGAGAAAGCUAUCCAAAAAGAAUUCUGACUUUAGAUACCCGGAUGAUAAACAUGCUGAACGUUCAGGAGCAGUGGUCGUUUCAUUUCCACCAGACGAGAAUCCUGCGUUUCGUGGAAUCGACCAGUUGAAGAAAAAUCAAAAUUUUGCGGAAAUAAAUAAGUUGCAGACGAUUGCCCCCGACAUGUGGUUAUCUGCGGAGCAGGCCAGUGGCAUGACUGCUGGUGACGUGGAAUGGCAGUUACAAACCAACAUUCGGGAGGGUUUGUCUUGGAAAGAAGCUGACCACAGAAGAAAAAUAUUAGGCCCCAAUGAAUUUGUGGUAAAUGAAGAGGAUCCCCUAUGGAAAAAAUAUAUUGACCAAUUCAAAAAUCCGCUCAUCCUCCUCCUCCUGGGAUCCGCAUUCGUCAGCGUUUGUAUGAAGCAAGUCGACGAUGCCAUAUCUAUAACUGUCGCAAUCCUUAUAGUCGUUACUGUCGCAUUCGUUCAGGAAUGGAGAUCUGAACAAUCACUGCAAGAACUCACAAAGCUAGUUCCACCCUCGUGCAAUUGCGUUCGAGGUGGUGAUAUUCAAACCUUUUUAGCUAAAUACUUGGUACCUGGAGACACGGUUUAUUUAAAUGUUGGAGACAGAGUUCCUGCGGACAUUCGUCUCUUCGAAGCAGUCGACCUUUCCAUCGACGAGAGCAGCUUUACCGGCGAAACUGAACCUUUCCAAAAAAUUUCUGAGCCCUCUAUUUACGCUGGUGAUGGAACUUCCGUCAAGAAUGUGGCAUUUAUGGGCACUCUUGUUAGAUGUGGAAAUGGAAAGGGAAUCGUCAUCAGUACAGGCGAACAUUCAAAAUUUGGAGAAGUGUUUAAAAUGAUGCAGGCUGAAGAGGCACCCAAAACUCCAUUGCAAAAGAGCAUGGACAUAUUAGGAGCUCAGCUUUCAUUUUAUUCCUUUUGUAUUAUUGGGUUGAUUGGGUUUCUUGGCUGGUUACAAGGAAAACCAUUUCUUGAAAUGCUCAACAUUGGUGUUAGUUUGGCAGUGGCUGCUAUUCCUGAAGGACUGCCUAUCGUCGUAACCGUUACUUUAGCAUUAGGAGUGAUGAGGAUGGCCAAACGAAACGCAAUCGUUAAAAGGUUGCCAAUUGUUGAAACGUUAGGUUGUGUCAAUGUCAUUUGUUCUGAUAAAACUGGGACGCUUACCAAAAAUGAGAUGACCGUCACAUCAAUCAUGACGUCAGAGGGGUGCUUUGCUGAAGUCACAGGGGUAGGAUACAAUCCCAUUGGCGAAAUUAAAGUUCGAAAUACACAGUACAUUCAGCCUGAAACUGUGCGAGAAUCAAUCUACAGACUUCUUGAGGUUGGGUACGUGUGUAAUAACGCUAUGAUAAAUAGCGGUGGCUUGCGUGGACAACCGACUGAAGGUGCUUUGGUGAUUGCAGCCAUGAAGUUUGGCAUGCAUGCCGUUCGGGAGCAGUACAUACGAUUACAAGAGUUUCCGUUCAACUCGGAACAAAAAUGGAUGGCUGUAAAGUGCUCAUCUCGCAACACUCCUCAGGAUGGAGAAGUAUAUUUCGUAAAAGGGGCUGUUGAGCGUCUCAUCAAACAGUGCACCCACUAUAGCGAGUUUGGAGUACCCAAGCCCAUGAUGUUAAAAAAGGAAGAAGAGAUAUUGACCAAUGCUUAUGACUUGGGGCGACAAGGUCUUAGAGUUUUGGCUAUGGCAAAAGGGUCUUCUUUCCAAGACCUAACGUACAUGGGCUUGCUUGGAAUGCAAGAUCCCCCACGUCCAGGUGUUAGGACUUGUAUUCAGACAUUGCUAGCAUCAGGAAUUCAAGUCAAAAUGUUAACCGGUGAUGCGCAAGAAACAGCUUUAUCAAUUGCCAGAAUGGUUGGAAUGGAUGUGGUGCACGGAUCUUCAAUUUCUGGUCCAGAAAUGGAUAGAAUGGAUGACAUUACUUUAGAACAAACUGUUCCUCGAAUCAAUAUAUUUUAUCGCGUGGCUCCGAAACAUAAACUUAAAAUUGUGAAGGCCUUGCAAAGUCAAGGACAUAUUGUUGGUAUGUCGGGAGAUGGAGUGAAUGAUGGAGUCGCUUUAAAACGUGCAGACAUUGGAAUUGCUAUGGGCAAAAACGGGACCGAUGUGUGCAAAGAAGCAGCCGACAUGAUUUUGGUGGACGAUGAUUUCAAGACAAUCGUUGCUGCGAUCGAGGAAGGAAAAGGCAUCUUUUAUAACAUUCGAAACUUUGUGAGAUUUCAACUGAGUACAAGUAUCGCUGCACUAUUUUUGAUUGCGUUGGCUACGCUAAUGGGAAUUCCGAAUCCUCUUAAUGCCAUGCAAAUAUUAUGGAUUAAUAUCAUCAUGGACGGACCUCCUGCACAAAGCCUGGGCGUUGAACCUGUGGAGAAAGAUGUGCUAAAGAAACCACCUCGAAAUGUCAAAGAGCCAAUGAUAACAAAACCACUUUUGGUAAAUGUUGUCCUAUCGGCAAUAAUUAUAAUCACUGGUACGCUGUGGGUGUUCAAACGCGAGAUGAGUGACAAUAUAAUUACUCCAAGGGACACAACCAUGACUUUCACUUGCUUUGUGUUUUUUGACAUGUUUAACGCUCUUAGCUGCAGAUCUCAGGAAAAGUCGAUUUUGGAGAUUGGAUUCUUUUCUAAUAGAAUGUUUUUACUUGCUGUUUCACUAUCACUGGUUGGUCAAAUGAUGGUCAUUUACUUUCCGCCUCUUCAAGCCGUAUUUCAGACUGAAGCCUUAACUUUAAAUGAUAUUCUAGGGCUGAUAGCCUUAACAUCCACCGUUUUCAUCGUUGCGGAGUUUAAAAAGUUUAUGGAACGCAAAGCAUAUGGAAGUGCUCGGGCAUCAUAUUACCGACGAGAUAAGAUUGAUGACCUUGUGUAGAGCUUCCGUUCGUGACUUUGCUAAAUAUCUCAACUUACUUGGGGUCGAAACAAAUGACUGCAACUUGACGUGGCUUUAAUUAUAGAAUAUUACUAAGUUAUUUGAUCUUGGCAGUCUUAUGUAUAUUUCAAGUGAUAUUCAAUAUAAUGAUUUGUAUUUUACUUUAUAAUAAUUACGUUCAGAAUUUUGUUGCAUUUAGUUGAUUUUUCUAUAUGCAUUUGGAAAUAUGCAAAAUCUAAUAAUGUUAAACUACAUAUAUCGAUAUAUAUAUAUUGAAAUAAAUCCUUUUGCAGAAAUUAA
This is a messenger RNA of Folsomia candida, 4135 nucleotides long. It is a transcript of the gene SPoCk, whose product is annotated as calcium-transporting ATPase type 2C member 1. NCBI's taxonomy places the organism in Eukaryota, Metazoa, Arthropoda, Collembola, Entomobryomorpha, Isotomidae. Gene Ontology annotation, biological process: intracellular calcium ion homeostasis; manganese ion transport; calcium ion transmembrane transport. The record is from RefSeq and is a predicted model, not a curated record. The transcript has 23 exons. Gene Ontology annotation, molecular function: ATP hydrolysis activity; ATP binding; P-type calcium transporter activity. Bases 713 to 3835 code for a protein of 1040 amino acids. Gene Ontology annotation, cellular component: plasma membrane; endoplasmic reticulum; Golgi membrane.